Messenger RNA from Phyllostomus discolor (pale spear-nosed bat), 606 nucleotides. Its product is annotated as cell division control protein 42 homolog. Gene Ontology annotation, biological process: small GTPase-mediated signal transduction. The record is from RefSeq and is a predicted model, not a curated record. Gene Ontology annotation, molecular function: GTPase activity; GTP binding. NCBI's taxonomy places the organism in Eukaryota, Metazoa, Chordata, Mammalia, Chiroptera, Phyllostomidae.
AUGGUACAAAGCCCAGGUAGCAUGAAGCCCAAGUGGCAUAAAGUAAAGGCCAAGCAGCAGGAAUGGAGGACCCUUGAUGUGUAUGCUUUUGUUGUAUGUGAUGCCGCCAUUGAUAAAACAUGUCUCCUCAUAUCUUACACAGUCAAUAAAUUUCCAUCCAAAUAUGGACCAACUGUUUUUGACAACUACAGUUGCAGUUAUGAUUGGUGGAGAAAAAGUCCAUAUCCUCUGGAAAUUUUUGAUGCUUCAGGGCAAGGGGAUUAUGAUAGACUACGACCACUGAGUUAUCUACAAACAAAUUCAUUUCUAGUCUGUCUUUUAGUGGCUUCUCCAUUCAAAUUUCAAAAUGUAAAAGAUAAGUGGUUGCCUCACAUAAUUCACCACUGUUCAAAGACUACUUUCCUGCAUGUUGGGAUCCAAAUUGAUUUCAGAGAUGACCCCUCUAUUACUGAGACACUUGCCAAGAAUGGACCAAAGCCUAGCAUUCCAGAGACUGCUGGAACCUGCUUGAAGGCCAUCAAGUAUGUGGAGUGUUCUGCACUCACCCAGAAAGGCCUAAAGAAUGAAUUUGCCAAUGCAACAUUGGCUGCCCUAGAGUUUCCAUAA